Messenger RNA from Trichobilharzia szidati, 1863 nucleotides. NCBI's taxonomy places the organism in Eukaryota, Metazoa, Platyhelminthes, Trematoda, Strigeidida, Schistosomatidae. The record is from the annotation of a GenBank genome assembly.
ACUAACUGCGCGGUUUAUGACUAUCUAGGCGUCGUUCUGGAUGGUUUUAGGGGACUUUGAUUGAACUUAUGGACGUAUCCGAUAGAGAUACGAGCGAUUAUUAUGAUGAGUUUCACGAAGGACCUAUAACAGUUCCCCAACCAAAAUAUGAUCCUUUUUUCACACGGAAUGUAAGGAUUAUUGAUGACCUUCUAGUCGAUGAAAAACGUUAUCACACAACACCGGGAUUUUGUGUUUCUCAACCCCCUGCGAGAAAAACAUGGAUGAGGCGCUCUCUUCUCAACUGGCUUAGAGAUGUAGGUUGAUGCGUUUGGUUUAAUAAAUAUCAGAUCUGUAUACAUCGUGGAACAGAUGGUGAGGUUCUAGCACAUGCAACGCAACUAAUUGACCGUUAUAUGCACAUAGUCCCUACUGAACAAGAUGAAUAUCAGCUAGUGGGAGCUACUUGCUUUUUUAUUGCUAGUAAACUAAAGGAAACUGUACCUAUUCAUUUAAGGAAGGUAACGGAGUACACAGCAAAUUCACUAACGGAACAAGAUGUAUUGGCCAAGGAAUUGACUAUUUGUAUAUCGCUCAUGUGGGACCUAAAUUGUAUAACUCCAGUAGACUUCAUCGCCCCUGUCGUCGAAUACCUUGAUUUCGUACCAAGUUUGCGUCAGAUAAUUCGCCAGGCUGCUCUUUGUAUCUUCAUUAAAGCUUUUCAUGGUUUAUUUUGGCUUUUCUUUACAGUCGAAGAAAUUGGUUUGUACGUGCCUAGUUGCAUGGCAGCUGCAUGCAUUCUCUAUGCACUUAAUUUAACUGUACAUCGUGAUUUGAGUGAUGCUGCUAUCCGAUCAGUCACUCGUAUUCAAAAAGUUUUGAAGCUUGAAGCGAAAAAGAUACGUGAAGCAUAUCAAGUCCUUCAAGCUUGCUUUGAACCAGGAACAGUGCAACUAACUAAAGCUGUACUAGAUGGUGAUAUAGAACCUCCGGAUAGCCCUGUUCGAGAGGUCUCAGUCCACUCAGCUCAUCAAUCGCUUCCUUCUGCCAUGGCAUCAGUUAGUGCAACUGUACUACAGCCUGUGACAAAUGUGGUAUAUACUCAUUCACAUCUUGAUGUUUCGAAUCAGUCUUCCACCGACAUCCCUUCGUUAUCUAAUUCUAUGGUUUGUGCAAAUAACGGUGUCAGUUUCGAUCGUAGCUGCAAACAUACCGCUUCUACUUCUCUUUCAGCAUGUUCUACAUCGUCCCCUCCAUCAGAAGCUGAGACCUUGGGGUUAAAUGAGCUCGAAAACGAGAACUCUCGGUGUGCAUACAGCAGUCGAUCCCGGUUAUCCAUGCCCUUGAUACACUACUCUCACACAACUCAGUUUUGUCAUCAUUCCGAUGAAAAUGAUACUGUGAACUUGAGUAAACGUAAACUUGUCCCGAUAGUUUGGAAUAAUUCAGUUUCAAAUCGGACAAAACAAUAUAAAUAAGGGUUGUAUUCAAUGUAAAAUUUUAUUCUACUUAAGAAAAAGCAAUCGGUCAGCUGUAUUUAAUAUUUUUUUGAUUUUUUUCUUUGUACUUUAUUUCUGCGGAAUCAUUGCUUGCUACUUUUAAAUCCAUCUAAGAAUAAUUUCUUCGACUCUAAUCAUUUUUCUUUUAAUUACUCUGACACAGUGUGUCUGCUAAAGUUUUUACCUACAAACAGCAAAUUAUUAUUAUUGUCUUUUCAUUUUAUUUGAAUCAUGCUUUUUUUAGUAGCUAUUUCAUGAUAAUCAUUGUACAAUUUCGGUCCUCAUAAUAUCCUCAACGGACUCCUUGUACCUAUUAACAUAAUUAAUGAUCAUGGUAAUAAUAAUCAAUUGAUUUAUUCCGAAAAAUAUGUGUUUUUAUCCACCG